AAAGGAGCAACCACCGGCACACUCUCCCCUUCGUUGCAUCUUCCCCGUGCAUUCCCCUUCCUCCUGAGAUAUGCCUCUUUAAAUAUAUAAUACUCUGACUGCGUCCCCUCCUCUUCCGUUGGACAUCCUUCCCACUAUCUCAACACUCAGACCCAAAACCCAGACGUGUUUUCUUACCAUGUAUUAAGGGGAUCAGAUCCAGCGCGUUAAGGAGAAGCCAACGAAACAGCGAUGUGGCUGGGGCGGUGUGUCGGUGAGCGCCGCGUCUGGCAUCUCCGGCGGGCGCUCCGCAGCGCCAAGCUCACCCUCCUCUGCCUCGCCCUCACUGUCCUCGUCCUCCGCGGCACCGUCGGCGCCGGCCGGUUCGGCACUCCCGAGCAGGACUUAAACCAGAUCCGCCUCCGCCUACGCCGCCCCCUCGUCGAGACCACCAUCUCCUCCUCCAAUUCUCUGGAUGACAGCGAGGAGGACCCCCCUCGCGACCCCUCGCAACCCUACUCGUUGGGCCCCAAGAUCUCCGACUGGGACGAGCAGCGAGCCGACUGGCUCCGCCGGCAUCCCGAGCGGCCCAGCUUCCUCGGGCCAAACAAGCCCCGGGUGCUCCUGGUGACGGGCUCCUCCCCCAAGCCCUGUGAGAACCCCGUGGGCGACCACUAUCUCCUCAAGUCCAUCAAGAACAAGAUCGACUACUGCCGCGUCCACGGCAUUGAGAUCUUCUACAAUAUGGCCCUGCUCGACGCCGAGAUGGCUGGAUUCUGGGCCAAGCUGCCUCUGAUCCGAUCCCUUCUGCUCGCGCACCCGGAGGUGGAGUUCUUGUGGUGGAUGGACAGCGACGCCAUGUUCACCGACAUGGCCUUCGAGCUACCCUGGGAGCGCUACGCCCCCUACAACCUGGUCAUGCACGGAUGGAACGAGAUGGUGUACGACGACCACAACUGGAUCGGCCUCAACACCGGCAGCUUCCUCCUCCGCAACUGCCAGUGGUCGCUCGACCUCCUCGACGCCUGGGCGCCGAUGGGCCCCAAGGGCAAGACCCGCACCGAGGCAGGCAAGGUACUCACCGCCUUCCUCAAGGACCGCCCCGUCUUCGAGGCUGACGACCAAUCCGCCAUGGUCUACCUCCUCGCGACCCGGCGCGACCAGUGGGGCGACAAGGUUUACCUCGAGAGCGCCUACUACCUCCACGGCUACUGGGGAAUCCUCGUCGAUCGCUACGAGGAGAUGAUCGAGAACCACCACCCGGGGCUGGGGGAUCACCGAUGGCCCCUCGUCACCCACUUCGUUGGCUGCAAGCCCUGCGGGAAGUUUGGGGACUACCCGGUGGAACGGUGCCUAAAGCAGAUGGACCGCGCCUUUAACUUUGGGGACAAUCAGAUCUUGCAGAUAUACGGGUUCACCCACAAAUCACUAGCUAGCCGGAGGGUGAAGAGGAUAAGGAAUGAGACCAGCAACCCUCUCGAUGUGAAGGACGAGCUCGGGUUGCUCCAUCCAGUGUUCAAGGCCACCAAGGUCAUCGAUGCUGCACAUUGACUGCAUCUCUUCCUGUCUUUCUAUAUCUAGAUGUUAUUUUUUGGCCCCAGUAUUAUCAUCCCCUUUUUUUUGGCAUGCCCAGCAAAGGUAAUAAUCAAUUGUGUUCAAAAUCGCCGAAGUUAGGUUGAAGAAUAUUGUUUCUCAUUGACUGUGUCAAUUUUACAUCCUUCAUGGAAAGGAAUCCAGAUUGCAACAACAAAUGUCAUCUUCAGUUUGAAAAGUCUCCUGCAGGCCAACAUGAUAUAAAAGCAUGAUGCCAGUGGGAGAAGUUUUGUUGUCCUCAGGCAAAAUCCCUUUCAGAACUGAGUUGCUGACAGAUUUGGAGGUUUGACUACCAUCAUAGAUAGCUCCAGAUCAAAGUAACGCACAAGCAGCUAAUUUUCUAGUGUGAUCCUCUACACCUACACCUGAACUGCAACAAGGACUUUUCAUAUCAUGCUUAUGUUAAAUAGGUGACACUAAGCAGCCAGUCCAUCAUGAAGAAAUACCAGUACAUCAUAAAAAUGCAAAGAAUAAACAUGGCAGGAGCUUCGAGGGACAGAGUAUGCAGACAAAGCUGCAUCAGAACCUAAAGCAGAAGCUCCUACUCCUUGGAUAGUUGUGUUUCCUGAUCUCAUAAAUGGGGGACUCACAGCCUGCACCUCUGCCACACUGGUCUCGAGCUUGCCAAUGGCUGCUGCUCAUUGGCUUCUCCAGGGUGGCUCCUCUGGAGUGAGGAUAGCCCGGGGAUGACAGCAGUUGUUCAUAUGGACUGAAGACUGGGGACUCUUUCCAGUAUGAUUGGUUGGCUCUCAUGCAACUCUCUAUCACUUCACAUUCCUCUCUAAAUCUCUUCUGCAUCUGUCUCAAGUUGUUCAUCACUUUAUAUGAACUUGCUUGUCCUGUGGACUGCCAGCAUCUCUGCCUGUGAACAUGCUCCUUGCUCCGAGAUCUCCUGUAGCAUUCCUUGCACAAGUUGCUCCACCUCUGGGAAUUGAAGGCAUUCCUUUUGGCUUUGUCAGAAAGACAUUCAUAUGCCUGCAGCAAAUAGUUUGUGCGCUCCAUUGAGGCUCGAGAAAGGGCAAAUGCAAGUGCUUUAUGUUAUGUGCAUCUGCAAAUGCAUAUAGUUUUGUGUGCUCCAUUGAGACUCGAGAAAGGACAAUGCCCAAACUUUUUGACUCUGUUUGUCCUUAACCAAGUUUUGUGCCAUAGCUGACUUGAUUUGAUUA
Messenger RNA from Musa acuminata subsp. malaccensis (wild Malaysian banana), 2738 nucleotides. Its product is annotated as probable xyloglucan 6-xylosyltransferase 1. Gene Ontology annotation, biological process: xyloglucan biosynthetic process. NCBI's taxonomy places the organism in Eukaryota, Viridiplantae, Streptophyta, Magnoliopsida, Zingiberales, Musaceae. Gene Ontology annotation, cellular component: endosome; membrane; trans-Golgi network. Gene Ontology annotation, molecular function: hexosyltransferase activity; UDP-xylosyltransferase activity; xyloglucan 6-xylosyltransferase activity. The record is from RefSeq and is a predicted model, not a curated record.